AUGGCUUAAAAUUUUCACGGCAAUCUACCAAAAGAGUUCGAAGGAUUCCUCCAUGAAGUCAAAUCUGUGGUUUAGGCCAGACAACAAGCAUUGAAUGAAAACAUUCAAUAAGAAUAAAGGAAGUGCAUUGAAGGAAAGAAGGAAUAAGACUUUUUGAAGUGUUAAACUCUAUUAGCAAAGAAGUUAGAGAAGAAUGAAGCAUUGUUUUAGUUCAAGAUGAUAUAUUGGAGAGAGACAUCAGUCUAAUGUUUCAAGGCAUAAGAAUAAAAAGGUGCAGGAACUGAUCAAUGUAAGGCUGAUUCUAAGAAAUUGUUGGAGACUGUCUUUGAUUCCUUUAAAAUAUGA
This is a messenger RNA of Paramecium tetraurelia, 345 nucleotides long. RefSeq lists its product as uncharacterized. Lineage: Eukaryota; Ciliophora; Oligohymenophorea; Peniculida; Parameciidae. The transcript has 2 exons. The record is from RefSeq and is a predicted model, not a curated record.